GAGCAUCACAGCUAGUGUGCGGUUAGUGGAAAAAUAGUAUUUGCAUGCAUAUAUGUAGAAAGAUGUGCUGUUGGAUUACGUGAGAAAUCUGUAUUAACUUUUUAUGUUUUACUGGGCGAGCUGAGACCUGAUGAAUAUUUGACUCACGAUGAGUUAUUGUUUAUAUAAUUUCGUUUGUUUUGUCGCAAUUUGUGUAAACGCUUUAAAUAUUGCGCUAUGUAAUAACUUUACUGGUGUAAGUGGCGAUGGAAGAAUAAGUUCUGGGAAUGGGUUACUACACUCAUCUAAGUUGUGGUCCCAAUUUUUAGAAGAUUACAUUUUAAGUCAACCCUCCAAUCGACGCUACCCCAAACAUCUUUAUUAUACGGCUAAUGGGGAUGGGGAUGGUCCGCCUAUUAUUCGGUCAACUUACGAACGGCUUCCUUUUGCUACAAUAGCCAAACGCACAGGUCAAGCUAGCAAGGAGUUGGAAUCUGACGAACGUUCACCCCCAAAAGUGUUGAAAUCUCAGUUUCGACCCAUGACUUAUCAAAUGGUUCAGAACGGUCGCCAAUCCGCAUUUUUGCAACAGUUGACAGUAGAUCAGAUGACUCAGCGAGUUAGGCCUCCUGGAUCUGUGCGUAUUCAGCAACAUGCCGGUACACAAACGAUCAGAACAGUAUCCGAAAAUGAUUUAUAUCUCUUAGGAGCCAUUGAGAAAUUAGUGUAUCGCGUGGAUUAUUUGGAGAGCAGAAUACGAAGAACGGAGCAGAUGAUUUACUAUUUAAUGUCGGGCAGCAACCAAAAUGAAGUUCGCGAUCCCUGCCCAAAUAAUUUUACACGUAUUAUCGACAACUGCUAUUACAUCAAUAGUUACCAGCGAGUAAAUUGGAAAAAUGCUAACACAGCUUGCAAAGCUUUGGACUCCCACUUAGCAGAAUUCGAAAAACCUUCAGAAAGCGAAGACGUAAUGGCUUACUUGGUAAAUCAACCACAACAUCGUGGCCGAGAUUAUUGGCUGGGAGGCUUAAACCCUGGAUUAUUGUGGAUUUGGUCAAACUCUGCGAAACCAGUUGACCCUCAUACAAAUCUAACUUCUAUUGCUUUGGCUCACCCCGAUUCAACCGCCACCGGCAAUGACACGGCCGCAAAUAAUAUUGACAACGAUCGAAAAAUAGCAGACAAGCCAAAUAAUACGGUAAUGACCACAAAUCAAAGUGGUGGUCAUAAUGACGACGUUAAAGGCCAUGGUCGCUGUUUGCGUCUAACUUAUAAUAGCUCAAAACACGCUUACUUUUAUUAUGGUAAUGAAUGCACGUCGAGGCAUAAUUACAUUUGCGAACAUGAAGACAAGACUUUGGACAACAAAAUUAAGAAAAUUGCUAGAGAAUUGAACCUGUCGCUAUAA
Molecule: messenger RNA, 1387 nt
Organism: Glossina fuscipes
Lineage: Eukaryota; Metazoa; Arthropoda; Insecta; Diptera; Glossinidae
Exons: 3
Coding region: 149-1387 (412 amino acids)
Source: RefSeq, a predicted model, not a curated record